CAGUGGAGACUGCAGAGCUGGCGCAGGAACCACACACUCAGCAAACACUUUGGAAUCUCACUGGAAUGUCGGCACUGUGUAACCGUUAUCUUGGAACUGGUAUUUUUUCAGUUCAGUUUUGUAUUUGGAAUUCAGCAUUGGUGUGAGCGUUGUGAGACUGCGGUAGUGCUGGUUGUGUGGGAUUCCCAGCCAAAAAGCUGCAUUCCUUCACAGGCUCCGCCAACAGCUGUCCCAGCAAGACUGCAGGCAGCGCGCAGGCGAGAGGAGGGGAAUGGGACCGAGUGCGGACGCAGUGAGUUCAUCAGCGCAGACCUACAGCGGAGACCGUUCCAGAGCAGGAUCCAAAGAAUAAGAAGAGACGGUCCAACUUGUAGCGUUCAUUUGUUGGAUUUUAGCAUGUCUUUUCAGGAGCUUCAAGGCUCUUUUGGAGCGUUCUCACAACCCACGAAAGCGGAGCGCAGUCGGAAUAAAGAGCGACUGCAGGCCAGCCUGGCAGGCUUAUGUGAGCUAGAGCUUCUCAAACAGAGACAGGAAAGCAGGGUGCUGAGCGCUCUUGGCAUCGCGGACCCUCCGUCUACCGGGCGCCCGCCUUGGGGAGCUCUGUGCUCCGAACUCUGCGGUAUGGACGCGUCAAACGGGAGGGAGAGCUAUGGUCUCAAACCCCACACUAGCAGUCUGCAGUGCACUCCCUGGGGUUUAAGGGUGUCUUUAGAACAGCAGGUGGCAGAGCUGAAGGUGAAUAGUGAGGUCAAAUCAACAGAUUCCACUGAUCUGGAUUCCAGCCAACUCAUUUCAGGAAAGGUCUUUAUAGCCAUGCAAAAUGGAUCUCCUGGAAUUAAUUGCUACCCUGUGAUCCCACGUUCCAGCUCAGCCCCUGAGGGGAGUGGUGAGAUAGAGAUGAAAGAAACAUAUAUGUCAGCCCUAACCAGACAUGCCAUGGUUACUGGUGCUUUAGGGACCCUGAGGGAUGCUGACCACGGUCUUUAUGAUUAUCAACAACCCCAGAAAGUUGAAACUUACAUAUUUGGACUGAUUCAACGACGCGCUCUACCCACACGACCCUCGAAGCCUCGUACCAGCCUGGCACAUGAUGCCCGAGUUGUUAAUGUGGUAAAGCAGAGUAGCUUGUGCCAGAAGGAUGAGCAACAUUCACCAAAGCAGGUGUCAGUUCAAGAGAUCAUUGCACCCUCCCAGUGGUCAGAAAGAACUGCUUCACAGGCUGUCCAUAACCUAGAUCAGGAGCAAUACCUUAGGAUAGGGUCUGCUGAAGAUCCACCACCCCCAUAUCAUCAUCAUCUCCAGCAAAAGGGGCCUUAUACCAAACCCAAACAAGCCUCCAUAAUGUCACUUGACUGUCCAUCUUGUAGAGAUGUCCAACCAGACUCUAGCACUACUGAGACUGACUUACCCCGACAUGUCCCCGACUACCACUCCCCUCCAGCAGCAAAGUCUACUCAGCCAUCUUCUCCUGAAGAUCAUCUGGUCAGUGCAGAGUAUAUUCCAGCUCAGCCUUGUCGAACCUCCAACCAAGCUUAUGCACAUCACCACAACAACCACCACAAGGGCCCUGGGGUGUCCAAAUCCAGCCAAUGUGCAUACUCUCCAGAAAGAGUCUAUCAUCAGGAGCAGCAACCCAUGCCUUUUCAUAGCCAACCCCCAAAAUACAGAGGAGGCCCAAAGAAAUGCAGAUCAAAUGAAGACAGAAGUGGUGCCAGCAGAAAGCCAGGGAAGAAGGCAUGUAGGUCUCAGUCAGAGAACAGCUUGCAAAGGUUUCCAGAGCGCAAGUUUAAUACAGUAGAGAGGGAUGGUGCAGGAAGUGGAAACACUGGGAGGGUAAGCCGUAGUAGUCAACCCAGGAGCAAAAAGCAGCAACAGGGAAGUGGUAGCUACAGGAGAUGGCUGUCCACCUUGGAGCUCAGCCAAGAUGAAACUGAUCAGCCACCUAUACAAAUACCUAUGCAAAGCUUUUCAACAUCAAACCAAAACUAUUGCCUUAGGCGCACACGCAAGUCUCGUCCUACACAUGCAUCAUAUGCUUACCCACACCACAAUCACAGCCACCACCACCACUUCCACCAUCAUCACUAUAUGGAAUAUCAGUUGGAAAGGGACCAAGUGCAACUGUGUCAGCCAGUUAAUGACUAUGCACACCCAGGUCAGGUUGAGUCUGAGUCAAGCAUGAGUGAAGCUGACUCUCCAGAUUCCAGCUCUUUGUCCAGUGACUCAGAUGAAAGUGGUGGUCUGGUAUGGCCGCAACAAUUACCCCCAAGACUUUCCUUCCCAUCACCUCUUACUCCAGCUGGAGCACCUCUGCAGCCUAAAGCUUUUGUCAAGAUAAAAGCCUCACAUGCCCUUAAAAAAAAGAUCUUGCGCUUCCGCACUGGUUCACUGAAAGUAAUGACCACUGUAUAAGGUGAAAUGAAGGUCAACAUGAAAGAAAAAGACGCAGGCAUUGGCAUUAUAUAGAAUGAUGACAAAGAUGUAUGUGUACAUUGAAGUACAAAUAACAUGUGAGUGAAUAAAGUUAGGACUUAAAUUUGUUUCAGAUUAGCAAUGAAGGAAAUGGCUGCCACCAUAUUAAUCUCUGUUUUUAAGGUAAGCUGCAAAUUUAUAAUAGAGAUUUUACCAGAAGUCUUAAAUAGUGACUCAUGCUUUAUCUGUUCUUUGGCCAAAUUAGCCCCCAAAUACUCCCACACAUGCACGUGUACAACCAACAGUGUCUUUAGGGUUAUACCGAAUUGUAUGUCUUCCUUUUAAUUUUCAACCAAAUACAAAUUAAAAUUAUAAGGUGACUGAUGCAAGACUGUUUUGGUAUUCUUGUGAUCUCUAACCUACACAAGGUCAAAAUUUUAUAUAUUCUGGCUCAAAUAUAUUCAUGCACCCCACCCCACCCCACCACCUCCACCUAUACUUGGUUAAAUGUCCCUUAGCAAGUUGCAACUUGACCAUAAACUUUUGGUAGCUAUCAGCAAGCAUCUGGCAUAAUUCAGGUUUGGUAUUUGACCUUUCCUUUUGGAAAAAUGUCAAAUGUUCUUUUACAUUGGUUGGUUUCCUGGCAAUGCACUAGCUUCUAAACAUACUCCACAAAGUUUUUAAAGUGUUGACGUUGGGAAGGCCAUUCCAGAAGCUUAAUGUUAGCCUGUUUUAUCUAUUCCAAAACCAGUUUUGAUGUUGGAACAUCCACUUGUGUCCAAAUUUCAACCAUCUAGCUGUUGAUUUGAGAUGAAGGGAAAGAAUUUGGAGGAAGCCCUCCUUCUUCAUUAUUCCAUCCACUUUGUGCAAGGUACUAGUACCACUUGCAGCUUGACAGCUGGUACAGUGUACUUAAGUUUCAAACAUACUUUACUCCUCCAAACACAGCUGUUGUCAUUGUGGCCAAAAAGCUCAAUCUUUGUCUCAUUUGACCAUCUUGAGAAAUCAUUUGGCUCGUCCAUGUGGGCAGCUGUAAUUUGUACCUGAGCUUGAAGAUGCCAAUUUUGGAGCAGGGACUUCUUUCUUGUUGGCACCCUUCGGUCCAGCUCACUUCACUGUGGACAAUGACACUGGUGUUCCAGCAGUUUCCAUUUCAUGGCAGGUUUGAGCCUUGUUGGUUCUUGGGUUGUUUCUGAAUAUCCAAAUCAAUUUCCCGUCAUCUGACGGUGACAGUGUGGGUCUUCUUCUAAACCUUGCCAAAGUGGUGAUACAUCCAAAUAACUUGUACCUGUGUACAAUCAUUGAAUUUGGAAUCUUGUGCAAACAUACAAUUCUCCUUCUUGGAUUUUCAUUGAGUUUUACUGUCAAACAAAUCAUUUUAAUGCUGGCAAAGACAAACGACACGAUGUAUUCAAUCAUGAUCACCAACAGGAACUUAACAGGCCUUGUCAAGUUAAAAGACAUUGUAGAACCUUCAGCACCACUUAU
Archocentrus centrarchus (flier cichlid) is the source of this 3900-nucleotide messenger RNA. RefSeq names its product dapper homolog 3-like. The coding region runs from base 397 to 2412 and encodes 671 amino acids. Gene Ontology annotation, biological process: negative regulation of canonical Wnt signaling pathway. The record is from RefSeq and is a predicted model, not a curated record. The transcript is spliced from 3 exons. NCBI's taxonomy places the organism in Eukaryota, Metazoa, Chordata, Actinopteri, Cichliformes, Cichlidae. Gene Ontology annotation, cellular component: cytoplasm.